Astyanax mexicanus (Mexican tetra) is the source of this 1210-nucleotide messenger RNA. RefSeq names its product Tp53rk binding protein (gene tprkb). NCBI's taxonomy places the organism in Eukaryota, Metazoa, Chordata, Actinopteri, Characiformes, Acestrorhamphidae. Bases 401 to 964 code for a protein of 187 amino acids. Gene Ontology annotation, cellular component: nucleus; cytosol; EKC/KEOPS complex. The transcript is spliced from 4 exons. The record is from RefSeq and is a predicted model, not a curated record. Gene Ontology annotation, biological process: telomere maintenance via recombination; tRNA threonylcarbamoyladenosine modification.
GUAUAUGUUUAAGUAAAAUGAACAUUGUUGUUUUAUUUUCUUAAUUACGAACAGCAUUUCUCCCAAAUUCCAAAUUAAGAAAAUGAGAAAUGGCUGAAAUGACAAAAAAGACAAAUUAACUGCUCGCUUCAGUUUCUUUCACAACAUUUCUUUUGGAUUAAGAUCAGGACUUUGAAUUGGCUAUUCCAAAAGAUUAACUUUAUUCCUCUCGAAAUAUUCUUUAAUAAAACAACUUGUGUGCUUAGGAUUCAGUUCAUGGACAGAAGUCCUGAAAUUUUCCUUUAGAAUUAUUCGAUAUAAUUUAGAAUUCAUUGUUCCAUCAAUGAUGUAGCAAAACAGGCCCAAACCAUGAUGCUACCACUACCACGUUUCACAGAUUGGAUAAGGUUCUUAUGCUGGAAUGCAGUGUUUUCCUUUCUUUAACCAUUUAACCUUGCAUUUAAACUUACAAACAUCAAUAUUAGCCAAUGUGAGAGAGGCCUUCAGUUGCUUAGAAGUUACCCUGGGGUCCUUUGUGGGGUCCAUUACAUGCUUUGCUCUUGGAGUGAUCUUUGUUGGUGGACCAGUGUUGGGAAGGGUUGUGGACCUGUUCCAGACUCUGGUAGCAGCAAAUAAGGCAGUUCAUUUACAGAAGGUUGGGAAAAUGAAGACGAGGAGUUUGUACUCUGAGAUCAUCUUUAGUCUCUCACCCACCAACAACAUCUCUGAGGCAUUUAGGAGGUUUGGAGUCUCAGACAGUGACAGCGCCGUCCUUGUUGUCCUCGUUCAUAAUAAAGAGGACAUUUUCAAUAAGGAUGAUGUCACGUCUAAGGUGGAUGGCCAGCAGAUUCCAGCUGAUCAGAUUUCCACUCUCAGUGAUAUGGCCAAGAUUAAAAAGCUUUACAAAGUCACCCCGCAGGAGGAGAAGUGUGGAACUGUUCUGGAUGCUGUUGUUCUCAGAAUGGCCGCUAAGGAAGUUGUAUAGCUUAGGGGACACUAACAGGACACACACUCUUUAAAAAGGGAGAGAAAGGUCUUCUGGAGGGAUACCACAGAUUAAUUAUUUUGGGUUUCUUAAAAAAUAUAUAUAUAUUCAGAAAGAUUCUCUAAAAAAGCAAAAGUGGUUCUUCUGUCAUCACCUGGAUAAACUUUUUGCCUUCUUAGUUUUUAAUUUAUUUGUUUGUGUUUAAAUAUCUACAGUACCUUUUAAAAAUAAAUCUGAUUAUAAGCA